Messenger RNA from Glossina fuscipes, 617 nucleotides. RefSeq names its product pyrroline-5-carboxylate reductase 1, mitochondrial-like. Gene Ontology annotation, molecular function: pyrroline-5-carboxylate reductase activity. NCBI's taxonomy places the organism in Eukaryota, Metazoa, Arthropoda, Insecta, Diptera, Glossinidae. The coding region runs from base 169 to 447 and encodes 92 amino acids. Gene Ontology annotation, biological process: L-proline biosynthetic process. The record is from RefSeq and is a predicted model, not a curated record. The transcript has a single exon.
GAUUUAGCUUGCGAAAUUUUAAAAUGUUUAUUAGUCUUGUCAGAAUUGCAAAAUCAGUGCCCGUUUCAGAGUCUGUAAAUCGCGCAUCGUGUUCGUUCGCCCCCAUAGUGGACUUUGUUUUUAAAGACAACAAACGUCGAAGUGUGGCUUUAAAAAUACUAUACGCUUAUGCAGAUUAGUGCGGUUUAUUCCUCCGGCUCACAUAUUGUGCAGCAAGGUUUAGAAAAAGUUCAUAUCAUCUUAAAUUCGUUGGGCGUUGCUCAACAUAUACCAGAAUCGAUGAUAGCUGCCGUUACCGGUUUAUCGGGUUGUGGUCCUGCAUUUGUUUACACAAUUAUUGAGGCUUUAGCCGAUGGUGCUGUGAAAAAUGGUGUUCCCCGGCAAAAGGCUUUACUAAUAUUCUUUAUGCUUUAUUAUCGACUCAUUUCGUCGACACAUACGACAUAAUAUAUUUCAACAAUGAAUUCUUUUUACAUAUGAAUAGCAUAGCCAUGGAAAGGUAAUGGCAUUGUGAUCUGCCUUUGUAGCUAAUUCGGAGAAUGUAAAACAAUUAAGCCGACAUUUUCUAAGAUUUAUCUAUAUAUCCGAGUACUGACUUUGAGGGGUUUCUGCCAUUU